AUGAGAGCACUUUACUCUGCCGCUGGCCAGCUCCAGCGAGCUCCGAUCGCAAGCUUCGUCCGGCUUGCUCGCUACAGAGGAUGCCAGAGUAUUUGUAGAGGCGCACCGUCGCGAUGGCUCGCAACUCUCACCCAGGAGCUUGAGUCGAAGGAUUCCAAGUCGCUGUCUUUGCCUUCGUCGUCGCGAUACAAUGAAGUUGGUGUACAGCAACUUAGCGAUUACAUCUUCCCUCAAAUAUUCCCAAACGGCUCCAAGCCUCCACCUGAAGACCUGGUAAAGUUGUCUGUCGAUCAUUUGAAGCGCCAUGAGCUCUAUGGCAAGAACACAGAUACUUCCGGCCCCAUUGCCUUCGAUCUGCCCAAACUCCAAGGCACCACCCUCGACGAACAUUUCUACAGACUUGGAAUUGAUUGUGCUGGUUCGCAUUUGCAAUACGCUAAAGAGUUUGCUUGCGCAAAUGUCCCUUUGAAGCCGAAAAGAUGGAUAUCGCGAAGUGGGUGGACGAAAUACUAUCCUGAUGGGCGGACAGAGUCGGUCGUGGCGCCAAACGAAGAUAUGCUGUGUUUUGACACAGAGGUCAUGUGGAAAGAAAGUCCGUAUGCAGUAAUGGCUUGUGCAGUCAGUCCUACGGCCUGGUAUUCUUGGUUAUCUCCUUGGUUAUUGGGUGAGUCUCCCGACGACAAGCACUUAAUACCAAUGGGGGAUUCGACUAAGGAUCGCAUUGUUGUUGGACACAACGUUGGCUAUGACAGGGCAAGAAUAUUGGAAGAAUACAGUCUGGAGCAGACUAGGACCGGAUUCCUCGACACCAUGUCCUUGCAUGUUGCCGUUAAUGGCAUGUGCUCACAACAACGCCCGACCUGGAUGCGACACAAGAAGAAUCGAGAGGAAAGAGAAAAGGUGGCGAGCGGCGACAUCGAACAUGGCUUAAUUGAGCUUUUGAGCAAUCGAAGUAUGCAUGAAGAGGAGGAAUUAUGGGUGGAGAAGAGCUCAAUUAACUCGCUCCGAGACGUUGCCAAGUUCCAUCUCAAUGUCACAAUUGACAAGGCGAUACGGAAUGAUUUUGGUGAGCUGGAUCGCGAUGGUGUGCUGGAGAAAUUAGACCAACUUCUCGAAUAUUGUGCUGCGGAUGUAUCCGUUACUCACAAAGUGUAUCAAACUGUCCUUCCCGGCUUUUUAGAAGUUUGCCCGCACCCAGUUAGCUUUGCGGCCCUGCGGCACCUGUCCUCUGUCAUUUUACCGGUCAACCAAACUUGGAAUUCAUACAUUGCUAAUGCAGAAGCCACUUAUCAGAAACUUUCUACAUCGGUCCACGAGAGGUUAGAAUCACUGGCAGAGAAAGCGUUGGAAUUAAAAGACAAGCCUGAGAUCUGGCAAAACGACCCCUGGAUGAUGCAGCUAGAUUGGUCCGGCCAAGAGAUCAGAAUGGUCAAGGGCAAACGGAAGGGCGAUCCACCGAGGCCAGCUGCAAGGCAGAAGAAGCCAGGCAUGCCCAAGUGGUACAAAGAUCUCUUUGCCAAAAAUGACGCCCCUAUCAACCUAUCACUACGGACUCGUAUUGCGCCUCUGCUGCUGAGGCUGGCCUGGGAUGGGCACCCGUUGUUCUGGUCCAACCAACAUGGCUGGGUGUUUCGAGUUGACCCGGACGAUGUGUCCACUUACACUGCGAAGCUCAUGUCAGAGUGCCUCUUUGAUGACUCUGAUCCGGCCUUGCGCGAUGAUUACAAACACUCCUACUUCAAACUUCCACAUAAAGAUGGCCCCACUGCUCGCUGCGCCAAUCCAAUGGCGAAAGGGUAUCUAACUUACUUCGAAAAUGGCACUCUCUCGUCGGAGUAUGAAUAUGCUAAGGAAGCGCUGCAAAUGAAUGCAUCGUGCUCAUACUGGAUGGGUGCGCGUGAUAGAAUUAUGUCGCAAAUGGUUGUCUAUGAGAAGGAUUUACCCGAGGCUGAAGAGGGUAUGGCGGCCAAAAAGGAUGGAGAGAACACCCAAGGCUUUAUUUUACCUCAAAUUGUUCCCAUGGGUACAAUUACUCGGCGAGCAGUUGAAAACACUUGGCUGACAGCAAGCAAUGCGAAGAAGAACCGUGUUGGGUCCGAGUUAAAAUCAAUGGUCAAGGCUCCAGAAGGCUACUGCUUUGUUGGUGCUGAUGUUGACUCAGAAGAGCUUUGGAUUGCAAGUUUAGUAGGUGAUGCGACUUUCAAAAUCCACGGUGGGAAUGCCAUUGGGUUUAUGACCCUCGAGGGUACUAAAGCUGCAGGCACGGAUUUACAUUCGAGGACAGCGUCGAUUUUGGGCAUCUCUAGAAACCAAGCCAAAAUUUUCAACUACGGUCGCAUCUAUGGAGCUGGGCUCAAGUUUGCAGCCACUCUUCUGCGACAGUUCAACCCCAAGCUUUCCGAGGCGGAGACUACAGAAAUUGCGCAGAGGCUGUAUGCGAAUACCAAAGGCAUCAAGACCAACCGCAAGACUAUAAACAAGCGCUUGUUCUGGAGAGGAGGAACGGAGUCGUUUGUAUUCAACAAACUGGAAGAGUUUGCUGAACAGGACUGGGCUAGGACGCCAGUGUUGGGGGCGGGCAUCACGCAAGCGCUUAUGAGCCGCUUUGUGAGCAAAGGCAGCUACUUGCCCUCUCGAAUCAACUGGGCCAUCCAAUCCUCGGGCGUCGACUAUCUCCAUUUGCUUAUUGUCUCCAUGGAUUACUUGAUUCGUCGGUUCAAUCUCGAUGCUCGACUGGCCAUCUCGGUUCAUGACGAAAUUCGAUACCUGGUGAAGAAUCAAGAUAAAUACAGGGCAGCGCUUGCACUCCAAGUAGCAAACAUUUGGACCCGAGCUAUGUUUGCGCAGCAAGUAGGGAUUGACGACCUCCCCCAAUCUUGUGCGUUCUUCUCUGCUGUCGAUAUCGAUCACGUCCUCCGCAAAGAAGUUGAUAUGGACUGCAUCACGCCAAGCCAUCCAGAUGCAAUCCCUCCUGGCGAAAGUCUGGAUAUCCAGACUCUCUUGGAUAUGGGGCCCGAAGCGCAGCUUGAUCCGUCAGUCGUUCCGGAUCCUAGAUUCGCUCCCAAGCUAGAUGAUAUUUCCUACACGCCGCGCACCCCUAUUAUGCAGAAACUUCAAGAAUCGUCGGGAAGCAGCACUCAUUUUAUCAAGGCUCAGAUUGUGAGCGAUGAAAUGGAGUUGCAGGAUAUUGUUAAAGAGAUUCGCGGCCUCACACCAUCGAAACCACGAGAACCAUCGAAACCACGAGAACCAUCGAAGCCGCGAGAACCAUCGAAGCCGCGAGAACCAUCAAAACCACGAGCACCACCAAAACCGCGGGCAGUAUCAUUGAAGGGCGUACUUCCGUACACCAAUCGCAAGGCCCCCAAAGGGCCUAACGCGCCAUCAUCAUUUCCCUCGGAAUUUGAUGUCAUACCUCUGGACACGCCGAUACCAUAUUCCGAGACAAUGGCUUUCAAAUACCAAGGCGACAGCCAAUGGCUCCAAGAGCAAAAUGACACGAGCUAA
This is a messenger RNA of Trichoderma asperellum CBS 433.97, 3507 nucleotides long. NCBI's taxonomy places the organism in Eukaryota, Fungi, Ascomycota, Sordariomycetes, Hypocreales, Hypocreaceae. The record is from RefSeq and is a predicted model, not a curated record.